This is a messenger RNA of Arachis duranensis, 750 nucleotides long. Its product is annotated as LEAF RUST 10 DISEASE-RESISTANCE LOCUS RECEPTOR-LIKE PROTEIN KINASE-like 1.1. Gene Ontology annotation, biological process: protein phosphorylation. NCBI's taxonomy places the organism in Eukaryota, Viridiplantae, Streptophyta, Magnoliopsida, Fabales, Fabaceae. Gene Ontology annotation, molecular function: protein kinase activity; ATP binding. The record is from RefSeq and is a predicted model, not a curated record.
AUGGUUCUCAAGAUUAAGUGUUUCUUCUUCCCUAAUGGCAGUGGAAGUAAACACCACGCUUCACAUCCAAUUAUUGGUUCUGAGGUAAAGGGGGGAAUCAAAUUGGUGCCUCUGGAUUCUGAGGAACCAAGCAGUGGUGAUGAUGAACAACAUGAGCCUCUGGAUUUUAAGACUCACCAAGUUCUCAAACGAAUUUGGCAUCAUGAAAAUCUUGUCCAGCUAUAUGGCUGCACCUCUCCUCAGAGCCAUGAAGUAAUGCUUGUGCAAGAGUACAUUCCCAAUGGAACCGUUGCAGAUCAUCUUCUCAACAGGAGCUCUCCUCCGUGGUCUACGCGACUAAACAUCGCCAUACAGACUGCAGAAGCGUUGGCUUAUCUACAUAGUUCUAGCAUAAUCCACCGCAAUGUGAAAACUAGCAACAUUCUGCUUAAAGUUGCAGACUUUGGAUUAUCGCGCGUUUUCCCAUAAGGUGUUACUCAUGUUUCCACUGAUCCUGCUGGGACUCCGGGUUAUGUUGAUCCAGAGUACUAAUAGCAUGGCCAUCUUUCUGUUAAGAGCGAUGUGUAUAGCUUCGGAGUAAUAUUGCUUGAGCUGAUAAAGAGCCUUCUUUCCAACUUUGCCAUGGUUAGAAUCAGCUGUGGGAGACUCCAGAAUAUUGUUGACCGAGAUCUUGGAUUUGAGUCAGAUGAUUGAAAUACUAAAACAAUUACCGCAGUGGCAGAGUUGGCAUGGAAGGUCUCAAUUGAAUAA